This is a messenger RNA of Thalassophryne amazonica, 850 nucleotides long. RefSeq lists its product as uncharacterized. Lineage: Eukaryota; Metazoa; Chordata; Actinopteri; Batrachoidiformes; Batrachoididae. Bases 71 to 844 code for a protein of 257 amino acids. The transcript is spliced from 5 exons. The record is from RefSeq and is a predicted model, not a curated record.
GGGGCCAUGGGGGGGAAUAUGGAUGAAUCUAAGGAACCUUUGGUCAUUCUGAAAGAUUCCAUUUAGAGGAAUGUUCAAGAAGAUCAACAAUGUUUUCCGUCCCAACCAUCAUGGACACAAAACAGGAGAUGGUGGAGGCCUCCGAACCGAGCAGGACUACCACAGCGCUUGCACGAUCAGGCUGGUGCGCAGCACCUCCAUGCUCGUGGUGGGAGAGAAGAGCCACACAUCCCUGAGCUCCACUUUAAAACGGAGCAAAAGCACCGUGAGCAUCGAGUCCACUCUGUACUACUACCACAGGCAAGAAGACAGGAUCUGGCUGUACUCUCAGAAGCAGAACUGUCUGGAGUACCUGGAGGCACUCGUGGCUUUGAGGCGACAAUACACGAAGAGUGUGACAGAUCUGAAGAGUAGUGACCCCAAGGUCACCACCUCCUCCAAAAAGAAGCCGACGCCGCCUCCGCCCUCAAAGGAACAAGUGAUCAAACCAUCUGGCGCUGACAUCCCCUCUGAGGAGGAAACGUUACAGUUCUUUGAUAAUGUCAUCGCCAGCUGUGACAGUGAGCUGAUGCACAAACCCUUUAAAGAUGACGGUCACGCUGACGUGGACUUCAUAGUGGCCUCCAGUUCCACUGAGCAUGACCUCCACUCCAACUGGGUUCUGCGAGUUCCUCGGGUCACUGAUGAUUCCAAGGACAGUGAGGUUAAUGUCGGUGCCAAUAAACACGCCCUGAAGAACCACAGCGGGUCCACAAAAAGCAGAAUGAGGCUGCAGAGGAACCCAAUCCACCUGCCCAAAGUGGUGCAGAGCGCAUUCCAGACACUACGCAUCAAACGCAAAUGAAAAACA